AUGGCCGGCUACAACGGGCGCCGCGCGCCCAACUUCUCGCAGUACAUCGAUGAUCUGAACGCGAUUCCCUCGCCCUACGACCAGGCCCUGCAGCAGCAACAGCGCCAGCAGAACUCCUUCAGUCUCGAUGAGGAACUUGCUUUGUUCACCAACACCGAGUUUUUCGACUUUGACAAGUUCACCGACUUCGGUCUUCCCAAUGGUCUGCCCAACUUCGACUCCGUCGAUGGUGCGAAGCCCCAGGAUGCGGUCCCUGACCAAGCCGCGCAAACUGCGGAUAUGAAGUUCUUGGAUUUCCUAAAUGAAGGCCUGGGUAUGCCCGAGUACCAGCCCGAGCUGAAUGGCCACAAUGCGCAGCCCAUGCACGACGCGCAUUUCUCGGGGGUUCCCUCCGCCCCUAACGCAUCUGCGAACCAAGCACCCAUUCAGCCCGCGCCAAUCAGCGCCCCCAAGAAGGUUGCUCCUGCUCCACCCUCGAGUGUGGUGUCUCCCCCUACUCCCGCUGCCCCCAAGCGUAAGAACACACAGAAGUCCACGCAGGAGAGCGCGGAGGAGGCCUCCCGUAACAUGGCAGAGGAGGACAAGCGCCGCCGCAACACCGCUGCAAGUGCCCGCUUCCGUGUCAAGAAGAAGCAGCGUGAAGCUGCUCUCGAGCAGACCGUCAAGGAAACCAACGACAAGAACGACAUCCUUGCGUCCCGUGUAUCUCAGCUCGAGCUGGAGAACAACUGGCUUCGUGGUUUGAUCAUGGAAAAGAACGGCACGGAUGAGCAGACCGAUCAGGAUAUCUCCGACAUGUUCAAGAAGUUCCUUGCGUCACAGAAACCUGAUGCUUCAAGUACUUCCGACCUGAAGCAGGACGUGGGCACCAUUGCUUAA
Penicillium antarcticum is the source of this 879-nucleotide messenger RNA. RefSeq names its product putative bZIP transcription factor (MetR). The transcript has 2 exons. Gene Ontology annotation, cellular component: nucleus. Gene Ontology annotation, biological process: regulation of transcription by RNA polymerase II. Lineage: Eukaryota; Fungi; Ascomycota; Eurotiomycetes; Eurotiales; Aspergillaceae. The record is from RefSeq and is a predicted model, not a curated record. Gene Ontology annotation, molecular function: RNA polymerase II transcription regulatory region sequence-specific DNA binding; DNA-binding transcription activator activity, RNA polymerase II-specific. Bases 1 to 879 code for a protein of 292 amino acids.